Messenger RNA from Megalops cyprinoides (Indo-Pacific tarpon), 1146 nucleotides. Its product is annotated as leucine-rich repeat-containing protein 19-like. Gene Ontology annotation, biological process: positive regulation of non-canonical NF-kappaB signal transduction; interleukin-8 production. Lineage: Eukaryota; Metazoa; Chordata; Actinopteri; Elopiformes; Megalopidae. The record is from RefSeq and is a predicted model, not a curated record. Gene Ontology annotation, molecular function: protein binding; signaling receptor activity. Gene Ontology annotation, cellular component: plasma membrane. Bases 61 to 1146 code for a protein of 361 amino acids. The transcript has 4 exons.
UUGCUCUUCUACUUGUUGGACAUUGGUCCUCCAUCAUACAUUGCUGCUAAGGAGAAGACAAUGGCAUCCAGCAGCCUACUGCUCUUGUGUAUUGGAUUUGUUGAGGUGGCCUCAACACUGGAUACAAAUUUCAGCAAGUCCUUGCAUCAGAUUCCCUCUGAUUUACUCUCUAACAUCACAAAACUCAACCUGAGCCACAAUGCCAUAGCUCUGUCAGAAGUAGACAUUGAGACUCUAAAAAACUACUCUAAACUAACGGAGCUCUAUCUGGACAACAACAUGCUGACGGUCCUGCCUGGCCACAUGUUCGCCAGCCUUCCAGAGCUGCGGAUCCUCAAUGUUUCUUCCAAUAACAUCAGCAGAGUGGAACCCAAAUCGUUUGCAGGCUUAGCUGACCUCAGUGUGCUGGACCUGUCCCGAAACUCCAUACCAUCGCUCCCACCUGGGGUGUUUUCCAACUUGUCCAGUCUGGAAGGUCUUUACCUGCAAGGAAACAACCUGCACUCUCUGGAGAAUGGCACCUUUGUGGAUCUGAAACGGCUAAGCCGCCUCGAUCUGGAUGGAAAUCCAUGGAACUGCUCUUGUGUUUUCCUGUGGGUGCUAAACUGCCUGAAUGGCUCAAGAGUACAAAUAGAUCAGGGGGCAGUUUGUGCCUAUCCAGAGGACAAAGCUGGUAAAAAUAUCUUGAACAGCAUCGCUACAUGUUUCAUGGAGCCAAAAACGACUGGAGCACCAUCAGUCACUGCAGCCACUUCAGUCUUGACCAUGCACACACACCCUACUGGUCACAAUAACAGCGGUAACCUGACCAGCUCCAAUAAAGAGGCCAGCGAGGGAAUCCCAGCCACGGGGAGCAGCUGGAAGUUCCUGGCGGCCGUGGUGGUGAUUGCUCUUGGCACCUCCCUGCUGAUCGUGUGUGCGGUCAAGUCGCCCUCAUGUUACAAGCUGAUGUUUGACUACCGACACAGAAGACUGCGUGAGGAAGAUGAGGAGGAGGAGCCUGACCUCUUCACUACCCACUGCCACUCCAACUUUAGCCUUGAGGCGGAGCAAAUGGAGACCAGUGCCCAGGAGCUGGAUGCUGGGGCAGACGACGAGGACAGCUACAUCGACACUGCUGUCUCCAGGGACAACAAGGAGGCCUGA